UUAUAGCAGAAUGAUUAUUUAAGUUUGAGGCUGGGGACGUGUUUAAUUAAAAAUUUGUAAAUUGCCAAUUGUGUUAUUAGUCUACCGGAUUCGCUAAUCUAACCAUAUUAGAAGUUAAUUAGAAGUUAAUAACAUAAAACUUUCCGUGUUUGUGAAGAAGAGCAUCGUAUCCAUAAAUAGGUAAACACGAUAACUCAUACGGCGUAAUUGCUACGCAGCGCGCUAGACAACAUCUAUGAUAUCAAUAAUGACGUAAUUACCCUUUACUGUCAACAAUGUCUGGAAAAUUAUGCAAUUUUUAUAAUAGAAUGAUUACUUGCUUUUGAGACUAGGGACGUGUUUAAUUAAAGAUUUGCAAAUUGCCAAUUGUGUUAUUAUUCUACCGCACUCGCUGAUCUAACCUCAUGUAAAUAAUUAGAAGGUAAUAACAUAAGAAACUUCCCCUUUUUAUAAAGAAGAGCAUCGUAUCCAUAAAUCGGAGUAAGAUAAUGAAAAACAUUUAGAUAAGCUACGUGUACCUUGAUAAACUUCUAAUCCGGGGUAUAAAAGGGACACGACAUUUCCGCAAUCCCAUAGUUACAGAUACACUGAAAACAAUACAAAAUGUUUCGUUCGAUAGCUACUGUCUUCAUCCUAGCCAGCGCAGCGCAGGCUGCUUUUGAACUUAUUAAUUAUCCACGCGAAACCUUUAUUCUGAAAUUAACUGACGAAGAUAUUAUACAAACGAAUUCGAAUUUUUAUCCUGAACAACUUGAUAUUCGAACAAACCUGGGAACUCUUAGCACUGGUGAACAUGUUUCAGGUGAAAGAAUUUAUAAUUCAAUAUUAGAAUACUCUAAUCAACAUGAGCAACUUGUAUUGGUGCUAGUUCUGAAGCUGCAAGUGGACGGAAGAAUUAAUUUUGUAAGUGCCGAGAACAUUCGCGGCAGCGAAGCGGUUGUCUGUGGGACUGCGAAUACUUUAGGAUCGUCUGAAGGCAGCAUUCACGUUCGAAUUGCACCAAGAUCCACCGCAAGAUUACGUGUGUUAAUUGGGGCGCACUAAACUAUGCUAACUCCAUUAAACAAUUUUAUUUUUCCUUAACGUUCGUAAACAAUAACUUCCGCAUUAUUUUUAUUACAAAUGGAUAUAGGUAUUCUAAGUAGAAAUUGUAUGGCGCUAUAGGAUGUCGAAAAAAUAAACAUAUUACUUAAAUUUUUUAUUAUUACUCACCUGAACUUCCUUCUAUAGCUUUCUAAUCAGGAUAGAAGAAUAUCUGCGUGUUUUAAACAUAUUGGUGUUUGGUAAGAUUUUUAUGGUUGGUGGCAAAUUUUGUGGCGCCAAACCUUACUGUCGAUCUCCAAUCCUGUCGGCAUAUCUUUCCCCUUCUUUUCAAGU
Molecule: messenger RNA, 1377 nt
Organism: Bombus huntii
Lineage: Eukaryota; Metazoa; Arthropoda; Insecta; Hymenoptera; Apidae
Exons: 3
Coding region: 604-1044 (146 amino acids)
Source: RefSeq, a predicted model, not a curated record